This is a messenger RNA of Pogoniulus pusillus (Red-fronted tinkerbird), 3446 nucleotides long. Its product is annotated as protocadherin beta-15-like. The transcript has 2 exons. Gene Ontology annotation, molecular function: calcium ion binding. Bases 282 to 2810 code for a protein of 842 amino acids. Gene Ontology annotation, biological process: homophilic cell-cell adhesion. NCBI's taxonomy places the organism in Eukaryota, Metazoa, Chordata, Aves, Piciformes, Lybiidae. The record is from RefSeq and is a predicted model, not a curated record. Gene Ontology annotation, cellular component: plasma membrane.
CUUUGGCACGGUGAGGGCAAGGUGAAGCAGCAAAGUCCGAGACAGCGGCACCGGCCAGAAGGAGAAGAACUAUUCCAAAUGUCGACGCUGGGUGGCAGUGUUGACCACGGACCGGAGGCUUCCUCUCCCCGCCCAGGCUCUGCAGCACAGGCAGACAAAAAGAACAGAGAGAGCUGCUCGGGAGCGGCGUUAGGGAACGCAGCCGCGCUGCUCCGGGGCUUGCAGAAGACCUUCUCCGCUAUCCCGGACAGACACGGCUCGACCUGGGGCCCAGCUUGCAAAUGCCGGCAAGCCGGAAGAGCUCUGAGCGGCUUUUGUGGAGAGGAAUGGCGUGGAACGGGAGACGGAGCGGAGGCAGCCCCAGGCAAGUGAUCGUCUUCCUUCUGUGCGUUUGCGUGUGGCAGAGCGCGGCCGAAAGCCUCCGCUAUUCUCUGCCGGAGGAGAUGGAGAGGGACUCGUUGGUGGGCAAUAUCGCGCAGGACCUGGGGCUUGCUCCGAGCCAGCUGGCGGCUCGCAAGGCGCGCGUUGUGUCCGAGGGGAGCCAGCAGCUUUUCCGCCUGAACCCGAGCAGCGGAGUGCUGACGGCCAAGGAGUCUCUGGACCGAGAGGAGAUCUGUCCGCAGAGAGAGACCUGCACCCUUUUCUUUACGCUGUUCUUGGACAACCCGUUGGAGCUGAUCCGAGGGGAGGUGGAGGUUGUUGAUGUGAACGACAAUUCUCCCGCGUUUCCGGAAAAGGAAAUAAUUUUAAACAUUCUUGAAACGACACCCCCAGGGUCCCGUUUUCCUCUGGAAAGCGCCCGGGACAAGGACGUGGGCAGUAACGGUUUGCAGAAUUACAGCCUAGAGUCCAAUUCGCAUUUCGCCCUCUCUCUCAAAUCAAGGAAUGAUGGAGUAAAAUACCCAGAGCUAGUUUUAGAUCAGCAGCUGGACCGCGAAGAGCAACAGGAGCUGAAUUUACUCCUGGUUGCUACAGAUGGAGGCUUACCAUCCAGAACAGGAACAGCUCAGAUCCGGAUUGUGGUGCUGGAUGCCAAUGACAACACCCCAAUGUUCAGUCAGGAGGUCUAUGAUGUGCGCAUGGCAGAGGACAGCCCCAUUGGACAGCUGGUGGCCAAAAUCACAGCCACAGAUCCCGACGAAGGGUCCAACGGGAAAGUACACUAUGCCUUCACACAGAUAUCAGACGGAUCCCGACAUCUUUUUGAUCUCAACCCUGACACGGGGGAGAUUCGGGUGGUGGGUAACAUGGACUUUGAGGAAAUGAAGUCCCACGAGAUGAUGGUAAGAGCUACAGACGGUGGGGGUCUGUCUGCGCAUUGCAAAGUGCAGGUGGAGGUCGUGGACGUCAACGACAACGCCCCGGAGAUACAGCUGACCUCACACACUGCAUCCAUUCCCGAGGACGCUCCGCCACGCACCCUGGUGGCACUCCUCAGCGUGCGGGACCGGGACUCAGGCGACAACGGCAGGACAGAGUGCACCAUCGAGGGGGACUUGCCCUUCACUCUCACCCCCACUUUCAACAAUUUCUACGAGCUGAGAACCAGCGCGGCGCUGGACAGGGAGACGACGGCAGAGUAUAACCUCAGCAUCCGAGCGACGGACUGGGGCCAGCCGCGCCUGAGCGCCCUUGAAAGCCUGUGGGUGCAGGUGGGGGACGUGAACGACAACGCCCCCGCCUUCAGCCAGGAGCUGUACAGCCUGUGGGUGACGGAGAACAACAGGCCGAUGGUGCGCAUCGGGCGCGUGCAGGCGAGCGACGCGGACGCGGGCAGCAACGCGCGCGUGCAGUACGCGCUGGUGCGCGGGGAGGGCGCGGAGCAGCCCGCGCUGUCGGUGAACGCGGAGAGCGGCGAGGUGUACGUGGUGCGGGCGCUGGACUACGAGCGGCUGCGCGCCUUGGAGGUGCGGGUGCGCGCCACGGACGGCGGCUGGCCGGCGCUGAGCGCGCAGGCGGUGCUGCGCGUGCUGGUGCGCGACGAGAACGACAACGCGCCGGUGGUGCUGCACCCGGGCGGCGAGAGCGGCGCGGGCGCGGGCGAGCUGGUGCCGCGCUGGGCGCCGGCGGGCUACCUGGUGGCCAAGGUGGUGGCGGUGGACGCGGACGCGGGCCAGAACGCCUGGCUGUCGUACGAGCUGGCCAAGGCCACGGAGCCGGGGCUCUUCCGCCUCGGGCCGCACAGCGGCGAGCUGCGCACGGCCAGGGCCGUGGCCGAGCGCGACGCGCCCCGACACAGCCUCGUCGUGCUCGUGCGAGACCGCGGCCAGCCGCCGCGCUCGGCCAGCGCCACCCUCGCCGUCGCCCUGCUCCGCGACUUCUCCGACGCCCACGCAAGCCUCGCCCACGACCCGCCGCCCCACGAGCCCGACCACACGCUCACGCUCUACCUCAUCGCCUGCCUGGCCUGCGUCUCCGCGCUCUGCCUGGCCACCGGCCUGGCCGCGCUGCUCACGAAGCUGCGGCGGGACCGGCGCAAGCGCGCCGAGCCCUUGCCCACCUUCCCGACGGUUGUGGCCGACAGCGACGCGGGCUCCCUUCCCCGCAGCCUGGUGUACGACGUCUGCUUGGCCACCGGCACCCUGAGCAGCGACUUUCGCUUCCUCGGACCCUUCUUGCCCUGCUUCCCUGCGGGGGUGACUCCUGGUGUGGCCCCACAGCGGAGCUCGGUGUGUUCACAAGAGGCAUCUGCCGUCGGUGAAGGAAGCGACUGGUCUGCAGAGGGCAGAGCUCCACCCGCUGAAGACAGCGCUCUCAGACCUGCUGAAGCAGCUUGCUCUGCAAACAAGGGGAGGGAGUUAAAUAGUUAAAUGUUUUGAUCAAAAUCUUUGGCUCACUCACGAGUAAGUGAUGAGAAUGACAAGCUAUCUGUCCUCAAUGGCUAACAUCUUCACACGUAAAAGGGAAAAAAGGAGACCAAACACUCACAAAAACAAACAAACAAACAAACAAACAAACACUCAAGAGGCGCAAAUGUUGUCCGAGAGAGAGAAAAACCUCCUUUAGUCUUGAGCAGUACUUUAUUCUUGUAGAAGUCUUGUUACAUGGCUGGAGGACUGUGUGGCAUGCUGGUUAUUUUGAAGCCUGUGUAUCUGAUUGCGGUAAUGCUACUGCUUCUGAAACGAAGUUUCCUCCCCCUCCCUUUUCUCUUCUCUUCUCUUUUCUUUUCUUUUCUUUUCUUUUCUUUUCUUUUCUUUUCUUUUCUUUUCUUUUCUUUUCUUUUCUUUUCUUUUCUUUUCUUUUCUUUUCUUUUCUUUUCUUUUCUUUUCUUUUCUUUUCUUUUCUUUUCUUUUCUUUUCUUUUCUUUUCUUUUCUUUUCUUUUCUUUUCUUCUCUUUUCUUUUCUUCUCUUCUCUUCUCUUCUCUUCUCUUCUCUUCUCUUCUCUUCUCUUCUCUUCUCUUCUCUUCUCUUCUCUUCUCUUCUCUUCUCUUCUCUUCUCUUCUCUU